This is a messenger RNA of Danio aesculapii, 4428 nucleotides long. RefSeq names its product cadherin 5 (gene cdh5). Gene Ontology annotation, cellular component: catenin complex; adherens junction; bicellular tight junction. The transcript has 12 exons. Gene Ontology annotation, biological process: cell morphogenesis; vasculature development; multicellular organism development. The record is from RefSeq and is a predicted model, not a curated record. Gene Ontology annotation, molecular function: calcium ion binding; cadherin binding. The coding region runs from base 227 to 2530 and encodes 767 amino acids. Lineage: Eukaryota; Metazoa; Chordata; Actinopteri; Cypriniformes; Danionidae.
UGGACAAUAACAGGAAGCGUCCAGAGGAACGGCUGGGCUGGGCUGAUCACUUUUGCCACUGGAGGGGCCUGAUUGUCCAGGGAGCGGCUCGGUGGAGCUCAUACAGGUUCACAUGCAGCUGGAAACAGACACCGCUGACCUGAAACUGAGGAGGAUAUAACGCCACUCGAUCACUGGAGGGAUUUUCCAAUCAGGGAAAACGACUGUUGAAGGGACCAAAACUCUGAUGAUGAAACAGUGUGCCGGGAGGCAGAUGACUGAGCCUGUCUUCAGGGUUGCUGUCCUGCUUGCAUUAUGUAGCCUCAGCAUCGGAGUCGAUGUCCACCAAGCUCAGAAAACACCAUCUAUCUCGAGUGCAGUGCUUCAAAGACAUAAAAGAGAUUGGAAAUGGGAUAAACUGUAUGCGUAUGAGGAAUCACGUCCUAAAAACCCACCUGAAAAAAUUGGAAAGCUAGAAAAUACAUUUUUCACUUCGUCCACAAAAUUUAUUCUCAAAGGAGAUGGAGCUAAUGACAAGUUUGGUGUAACUGAAAACGGGGAUAUUGUUGUCCUUGCAAAGCUGGACCGGGAAACACAAAGUGUCUACAAUCUCUCAGCUUCUCUCCUCAAUGUUCAUACUGGAGAGUUAGUCGACAAAGAUGAUUCAUUUGUAAUAGUAGUACUGGAUAUUAACGACAACAUCCCCGUUUUUGAUUCUGACCAGUCUGGAUCCAUCAGCGAAUCCUCUAGUGCAGGAACAACUAUAAUGAAAGUAAAAGCAACAGAUGCUGAUGAUUCUUCCACUGAAAAUGGAAAGAUUGACUUCAAACUACUAAAUGGAACAGACCUCUUCAAAAUCAAGCACAAUGGUGACAUAAUAACAUUGAAAAGUGACCUCGACCGUGAGAAACAGAGUCAGUAUCUUAUUGCUGUUCAAGCCAAAGACAUGCCAGAACACCUGACUGGGAAUUCUGCCUCUACCGUUGUGACCAUCAACAUAAAAGACAUAAAUGACAACAUUGCCACCUUCAAGAAAGAAAAAUACCUGUUUAAUGUGAAAGAAGACCUGAAACCCGGAACUGAAAUUGGCCUUUUAGAGGUGGAGGACAAAGACGAGAUACAAAACAAAGAUCCAACAUUUGUGCUACAAUCUAAAUUUCAUGAAGUGUUUGAUAUUAAACGAACUAAAGAGAAAGAUGGAAUGCUUAGCCUCAAAGUGCCUCUCGACUAUGAAAAGGUGAAGACAUACAUGUUUAAUGUAAUUGUGGAAGAACACACAGUGUCGAGAACACCUGAUAACAAAGGGCUGCUGAAGAGAACCCAAGUUAUCAUUGAUGUAACUGAUGUUGACGAACCACCUGUUUUUAACCAAACGGAGUACACGUUUAGCGUGCUCGAGGGCCCAUUCAAGAGUCCUGUCAUUGGAGCUGUUUCAGCAAAAGAUCCAGAUAGUGCCAGUUAUAAAAUACGGUAUACCAUUGAAGACGUAAACUGUCCUGUAGAUGUGGAUCCUGUAAAUGGAUAUUUGUCUUUGAAGAGGACACUGGACAGAGAGCAAGAAUCCUUAUAUACAUUCCAGGUUACAGCACAUGAAGAUGUGCCAAACGGUCUUAAAUCCUCUACUAUGGUUAGCCUGAAGGUUCUUGACAUUAAUGACAACGCACCAGAACUAACUAAUGGGAGCUACGUGUAUGUCUGUGAGAAUGAUAAACCUAACACAAUAAUUGGGACUAUUGGUGCCUAUGACAAGGAUGAAAAUUCAGGCAGGUUUCGGUUCACUCUUGCAAGAAAGAGCUCAAACUUUUCCCUCUAUGAUAACCAAGAUAACACUGCGAACAUUGUGCUGAAGCAAGGAGGUUUCAGUACAGAAGACUCAGAGGAAUAUUUGCUGGAAAUCGAGAUCGCUGAUGGAGGAACACCAGAGCAAAAGAGUGUUAACCUGCUGCAGAUUAAAGUGUGCACAUGUCAGUCGGGUCGACGGGUGGAGUACUGCAUGUCCUACGCCAGGACUGGAAUGAGUGUCAGUGCCCUCCUCGCCAUCCUUCUUUGUAUCAUCACCAUCCUGGUCAUCGUCAUCCUCAUUGUAUUGAGACGGCGCUAUCAAAAAGAAGUUCUGGUGACAAAGGCAUCUGGCGAAAUCCACGAGCAGCUGGUAAGAUAUGACGAGGAGGGCGGAGGAGAGAUGGACACCAAUGGUUAUGACGUCUCCAUCCUGUCCUCUGCCUGCCACGACAGCAGCUUUCGGCCCAGUGUGGGACCUGCACUCUACGCCAUGGUCAAGAAACCUCCUGCUUGUAAGGGUGACAUGGCCAUGAUGAUCGAGGUGAAGAAGGAUGAGGCAGAUCGUGAUCGAGAUGGCAUUCCUUAUGACACAUUACACAUCUACGGCUAUGAGGGAACAGAAUCACUGGCUGGUUCCCUCAGCUCUUUGGACUCGUCCUCCAGUGGGUCUAACCUGGAUUAUGAUUUUAUACAUGAGUGGGGACCUCGUUUCAGGACCCUGGCUCAGCUUUAUGGAGUAGAUGGCUCUGAUUCGGAUAGCUCUUACUGAAGCCCUUGGUCAUCAUCAUCAGAUUGAUGGAGACUGCGGGUUUCUCUUCAUGGGAAUUUUUGUAAGGAUCCCAUGCUACCAUUUUUUGUAAGAAAGUGCCAAUAUGUGUUUUUCCUUCAUGCAUUGUUAUAAUGAGCACUGCCGUAUUUGAAAUCUACAUAGAAUAAAGGGCCGUUCACACCGAGGAUGAUAACUAGCGAUAAUGAUAGAGAUGUCAGUGUAAGAAAGAACUGCUAAUUUCACUCCAAAAUCUAAAAUGAAAACGACACAGAAUAACAAUAUUUUUACAUUGCUUUCAGAUCUUUUUGACCAGCUGAUGAUUGAUAAAAUUAUUGACAGGAAGUCAGAACAUCAUAUCCUUGAUCAUCAUUCAUUGCAAGCUAAUUUAACACACAUUUACAGUACAAUGCACCGUUAAAAGGUUUAGCAUUAUAGACGACUGUUUAUGAUAAAGUAAGUAUUCAUGAUGGUAAUUUCUAAAUUUAUAUCAAGAGUCUACAAUUACCAAUUCAUAAUAUAAUAUAGUCAACAUUUGAAGUCGAAACAGACAAGAACGCUCCAUAUUUAAUGCACAUUUUAGGUGGUUUUAGGAAAACUUUGAUAAAAGGUUUUCAUCCACUUCAAAUGUUUACUAAUGUGGAAUAUAAUACAUGGUGGAUUUAAAUAAAUUUUUACUGUAAGUAAUAUGUAUGUGGACCAAUUAUUAUGCAAUUAUGGGAGAUUUCAAAAAAGUGCAGUUUAUUUAUAAACUAAUUUCGAGAGGAUCAUGUGCUUAUGAUUGAUCACGGCUGGUCCCGCAUUAGCUGAAGCAUGAUUCACCAAUCAGAUGAUUCCUAACUCACUAUAAAUAAAAGACAACUCAUUAUAAAUAACCAGACUUUCUUACUUCAGUUAUCUUCACUUUGAAUAAUCCCCCCCCUUCCACCUCCACCUUUCCCUUUAUAGGGUGGCACAUUGGCCCAUUGGUUAGCAUUGUUGCCUCACAGCAAGAACAUCACUGGUUCAAUUCCUUAACAGGCCAGUUGUUGUUUCUGUGCGGAGUUUACAUGUUCUCCCUAUGCUCGCGUGGGUUUCCCCCGGGUUCUCCGGUUUCCUCCCACAGUCCAAAAACAUGCAUUAUAAGUGAAUUGAUCAAUCUAGAUUAGCACUUUAGUCGAGCUCUUAACCAGCUGUAUAUCUCUAUAUAGCAAUUUAUAAUCUGUCAUCAUCUCUAAAUAACGGGGCAGUUCUUGAGACCUACCUGAGCUCAAACUCCCCUCUUGCCCUGCAAAUGGGUGGGAGUCUCAGGCUCAAGGAUUUUAUGAGUUUAGGGCUCUCUCCUGAGACAUCAUGCCAAACUCACUUUAUAAUCAAUAAUCAGCUAAGUGUAAACUCUUGAAGGGAUAAAAGAUUAUAUGUAGGUGUAUUGAUGUGGCAAAGACAAAAAAAAUGUUAUUAGAUAUUAGUUAUUAAAACUAUAAUGUUUAAAGUUAAAAGAAAAUAUCUCUGUAAAAUCUUACAAACGCUUGGGAAAUGUUUGAAAUAUAUUAAUAUUUCACAAGAGGGCUAAUAAGUAUGUCUUCAACUGUAAUUGUGUGUUGGACAAAAGUAUAGUUAUCGUUCUUGAUGUGAAUAGGCCUCAAGUGUGUGUUAGUUUAAAAAAAAUGCCUUGGUCUUUCAGACCGGUUUUUGUCCAGGUGAAUUUUUUUAUAAAACAGCACUGGACACUGGAAAAAAAAAAAAAAAAAAUCGCUUUUAUGGUUCAUCCUCAGAAGCGUUGAAUUAACAAUAUAUAUUGUUCAAUAUAUGCUCUUUUUGCUCAAACCAAUUUGUAAAGCACAUUUUUUUCUUAUUUUUUAUGUUUUAUUAUUCAACUCAACUUUUUUUGUCCAUUUUUGGACAAUUGAUGGAGAAUUUGU